AUGUCUUCCAGGAAUUUGACAUUUGGAGUGAUUUUCUUAGUACAGACUACAGUUGGCAUCCUGGGGAAUUUCUAUCUUCUUUACCAUAAUGUCUUCCUGUACUUCAGUGGAUUCAGCUCAAGGUCCACAGACUUAAUUCUCAGACACCUGACUGUAGCCAACUCCAUGGUCAGUCUCGCUAAAGGAAUCCCCCAAACUAUGGCGGCUUUUGGACUGAAAGAUUUCCUCAAUGAUUUUGGGUGCAAAUCUCUUUUCUAUGUUCACAGAGUGGGCAGGGGUGUGUCCAUUGGCAGCACCUGCCUGUUGAGCAUCUUCCAGGCCAUCACCAUCAGCCCCAGUAACUCCAGGUGGACAGAGCUGAAGGUGAAAGCUACCAGAUACUUGGGCUUCUCCCUUUUCCUGUGCUGGCUCUUGCACAUGCUGGUAAAUAUUAUUUUCCCUAUUUAUUUGACUAGCAAUUGGGACAAUAAAACCAUCAUAAACCAAAAAGACUUUGGAUAUUGCUCUUCUGUUCGUCAUGAUAAAACCGCAGACUCUCUGUACGCAUUCUUGUUGUCCUUCCCCGACGCUGUGUCUUUGGUGCUCAUGCUCUGGGCCAGCGGCACCAUUGUUUUCAUCCUACACAGACACAAGCAGAGGCUCCGACACAUUCACAGGAGCAACGUUUCCCCCAGAUCCUCCCCUGAGACCAGAGCCACACACACCAUCCUCGUGCUGGUGAGCACCUUUGUAUCUUUUUACACUCUCUCCAUCAUCUUUCAAGUUUUUUUGUCUUCUUUAUUUCACCCCAGUUGGUGGGUGGUGCACACAGCAGCAUUAACUACUGCAGGUUACCCUACUAUCAGCCCAUUUGUUCUCAUCAACCGUGACCCCAAUUUCACCAGGUUCUGCUUUGCUGGGAUACGGAAGACAAAAUCCCCUCAUCUGAUCAGAGACACCUAG
Messenger RNA from Chrysochloris asiatica (Cape golden mole), 942 nucleotides. Its product is annotated as vomeronasal type-1 receptor 2-like. Gene Ontology annotation, cellular component: membrane. Gene Ontology annotation, molecular function: pheromone receptor activity. Gene Ontology annotation, biological process: G protein-coupled receptor signaling pathway. The coding region runs from base 1 to 942 and encodes 313 amino acids. The transcript has a single exon. NCBI's taxonomy places the organism in Eukaryota, Metazoa, Chordata, Mammalia, Afrosoricida, Chrysochloridae. The record is from RefSeq and is a predicted model, not a curated record.